This is a messenger RNA of Tachysurus vachellii, 522 nucleotides long. RefSeq names its product cytochrome c oxidase assembly protein COX19 (gene cox19). Bases 125 to 406 code for a protein of 93 amino acids. Gene Ontology annotation, cellular component: mitochondrial intermembrane space. The record is from RefSeq and is a predicted model, not a curated record. The transcript has 3 exons. Lineage: Eukaryota; Metazoa; Chordata; Actinopteri; Siluriformes; Bagridae. Gene Ontology annotation, biological process: mitochondrial respiratory chain complex IV assembly.
GCUGCUGCGAUUGUUUCGGGGCGCUUCAGCUGACCUCAUAUCAAACAAACGCGCUCAACUUUUCGGUCAAAUUCAAUGUUAGCAACAAAACAAAAAAAUAUAUACAUAUAUACACAUAUUAACAAUGUCGACGGCAAUGAAUUUCGGCACAAAAUCAUUUAAACCACGACCUCCUGAGAAAGGAUCGUUUCCUUUAGACCAUUUCGGUGAAUGUAAGGAGUUCAAAGAGAAAUUCAUGCGCUGUCUCAGAGACAACAACUUUGACAGCACUCCUUGUCGACUACAGUCCAAAGAUUAUCUGGAGUGUAGAAUGGACAAGCAAUUGAUGGCGAAGGAGCCUCUAGAGAAGCUCGGCUUCAAGGACCUAAUGGACCAAGUCAAAGAGGAGAGUCAGGAGAAACCUUAACAAAAUCAAAUCAUGAAAUGUAUUAUUUAUUUAUCUAAAGUUUGUUAUAAUGGUACUGUAAAUAAGGUUCAUGUAUAUAAGUUAUAAUAUGCAUAAAAGUUUUUUCAUAUAUCUUA